This is a messenger RNA of Nyctereutes procyonoides (raccoon dog), 4876 nucleotides long. It is a transcript of the gene PEX11A, whose product is annotated as peroxisomal biogenesis factor 11 alpha. Gene Ontology annotation, cellular component: peroxisomal membrane. The record is from RefSeq and is a predicted model, not a curated record. Lineage: Eukaryota; Metazoa; Chordata; Mammalia; Carnivora; Canidae. The transcript has 2 exons. Gene Ontology annotation, biological process: regulation of peroxisome size; peroxisome fission. The coding region runs from base 3023 to 3406 and encodes 127 amino acids.
AUAAAAAUUAAAAAAUAAAGGCUCCUGCUUAAUAUUGAAAGACGAAUAUAAAAAGACAUCUAUACGUAUUUAUGUUGGUAUGUAUUUGAUCUUCUUAUAAAAAAUUAAGCAAUGUGCCAACUAAACUUUUCAUUUGGUUCUGGUUUAAGUGUAUGUCCAGUCAUAUCAGUAGUUGGUAGUAGGUAAAAAUUUCAUUUUAGAAAUCUGAAAAAUCAUUCUAUAUAGGAGAAAAUAAGGAAUAUGGAAUACUGGAAACUUACCAUGAGGGAGAUAUUUGUACAUUUUACUGCUUUGACUACCCAUUUCUCUGUGCCAGCAACAGGCCUCUUUAGGGGCUGUUCAUUAUUCCUGCAGAGUUCUGUUGCAUUACCUUUGUGCCAUAUUUCCAUCACAUGUUCUACCCUUUGGCCCUUGGAGUGACUGUUGCAAAAUUAUGCUCUUGUAAGAGCCACUUCCAUGAGAAAUUGUCUUGGAAAUUUUGCUUUUAGCAACACACUUUUCUGCUUUCCUUACUGCAUGAAUCAAAUUUUGUUUGGUUUGUAAAUCAUUCUCCUCAUUUUUUUUUUCCAUUUCAGAGCCACUCAGUACACAUGCAUGUUGCUUAGAUAUUUGUUAGAGCCUAAAGCUGGCAAAGAGAAGGUGGUAAUGAAGCUCAAGAAACUGGAGUCCAGUGUGAGCACUGGCCGUAAAUAUCAUUGAUUUCUAAUCCAUCAUGUUUUUUGAUGAAGUUGACCAGUAAGGCUGCCCUCAUGAAAUGACAGGCCCAGAAAAUUGGAUGUUUUGCUACCGACCAUUUGCAAACACCCUCCUAUGUGCACACUUGGUGCUGUACUGUAUCUUUUUGCUUAAUCAUAACCAGUGGACAUAUGGCAUUUUGCUCGUCUUUCAUUCUUAGAAUUGUACAAUGUUUUGGCAGUCCCUAACAUGAGCUUCUGGCUCCUGGAAGGCCUUUGUAUUUUCUAGAAGAGCAGAAUAGCUUACCUUUUCUCCUUCUCUUGAGGGAUUGCUAGAGGAAAUUGAUGGGGUGGUUCUCAGCCUGUUUGUGGGGUGGUUUCAUGUUCAAGGCAAAAAUGAAGUUAGUGUUUUGCACUCUAUUAAUUCAAUUUAAUAAUAAAGCAUACCGGGAAAACCUCGUACUUCUAAUAACAAUUUCAUACCCAAAUCUUAGUUGUUUGGUAAGAAUCAGAUGUUGUCACAGCAGGAAGGCGGAGAUGUUAGAGUGGAAUAUAGAAAUUAGAUGGUGAACAAUUAUUUUUGCGUACCUACCUUAGGUAUGGUGCUGAGCUUUAUGAGACAAAUAAGAUUACAUGGUGUAAAUAAUAAGAUUUAGUGCCAAAUAUAUUAGCUAGGAUAGAGGAAAAGAAAAGUUUAGGAGGAAAUGGAACUUGAGCUGUAGCUAGAGAAUAAGGGAAGGAGAGCCUUUCUGAAGGAUGAUUUCCUCCAUGAAGGCUCAGAACUGUUAUGAACAGACCAUUGUAUUGGACGAUCAAUGAGGAAACUAGUUUGACAGAAGACUUAAAUUUUCUUUUUUUUUUUGAAAAGAUUUUAUUUAUUUAUUCAUGAGAGACACAGAGAGAGAGAGAGAGAGGCAGAGACACAGGCAGAAGGAGAAGCAGGCUCCAUUCAGGGAGCCCGACGUGGGACUCAAUCCCUGGCCUCCAGGAUCAGGCCCUGGGCUGAAGGCAGCACUAAACUGCUGAGCCACUGGGGUGCCCAGAAGACUUAAAUUUUCAAGUGGAGGCAUGUUGGGGGUAGGGUGAGCUUUGGGGGAUGGCUUUGAAGGAUAGGAUUAGAAGUUCUCAGAUUCUUUAGUAUCUUAGAACUCAUAGGUCACUAGUCUCUGAAGUUGAGGAAGGAAUUACCCAGGGCCAUUCAGCCAUUUUGAUGCAAGAGUCCAAACUGGAACCCAGGAUUAUUCAUUACAUACUCUGUUUUGUGUUAUUUUUGAUAUAAUACCAGACAUUCUCUUGAGAUUAUAAGUCUAUUGAGGAUAUUAAGUGUUUGCUGAGUCAAAGAUAUGGUCCUUAAUGGAAAAUACUUCUUUUGUAUUCUCCAUAAUGUUUAGGACUAUAACUCAUUCUGAGUAGAUACUCAGUAAAUACUUGUUGAUUAAUACAUCCCCAAUUAAUUGAAUUACAUGCUCAGAUAUGGCUAUGCCUUAUAGUGGUUGAUUGAAUUCAACUAGGAGUCACAUAUGACAAUAUUAAUAGUUUUCCUAUCUUCUAAAUCCUACCAUCUCUACGGAGCUGAAGGGGCUUUGGGACACAGAGAUGGCAAAAUGAUAAUGGUGUUUUAUUUAAAAACAAAAAACAAACAAACAAAAAAAGCAGUCUUUUGUCUGGAAAGUCAAUAAAAUCUAAGGUAUCGGACUCUCUAAAAGGAUAUUGGCAUUUGGGUCGGGAGGAAUGGCCACAGUGAAUCAAACCUUAAUAUGUGCAAAAAUAAACAAGGAAGUAAAUAAAGUUGCAUCUAGACUUCAUGUUAUCAUAGUACUACUUCUAAAGAUGUAGAGCUGAUAAGCUGAUAAUGGUAAAAUGUCACAAUCCACACUCAUGAUUGACCUUGCCUGAAGGAUGUUGUAAGCCAGUGUUAAGGUAUUCACUUGAAUAGAAGUGAUAAAUUUAAAGAGUUGCUGUGUUUUAUGCCUUCCAGGAUCAUUUUGGGUGUCCUUAAUAUGCUGUAAAGUCCUUCCUUAUUCCUGAGUGAAGACUGAGCCUCAAAUGACAGUCAGUUGUCAGAACACCAGCACUGGUCUCUCAUCCUGAUAUAGGGAUCCUGCCUUCAUAUCCCAUAGUAACUAAAUAUUUGUUAACUGUUGUGGGUUCUUCUUGCAGGGUUCAGACUAGGCAAUGUAGUACAUGCUGUGCAGGCGACUCAGCAGAGCAUUCAUGCCACUGACCUGGUGCCCCGUGUAUGCCUAACGUUAGCCAACGUGAACCGUGUGAUUUAUUUCAUCUGUGAUACCAUCCUCUGGGUGAGGAGCGUAGGGCUAGCCUCUGGCAUUAACAAAGAAAAAUGGCGAAUGUGGGCGGCCCGCCAUUACUACUAUUCUCUCCUGCUGAGCCUGGCCAGGGAUCUGUAUGAAAUUUCCUUGCAGAUGGAAAAGAUUGCACACAACAGAGCAAAGAGGGAGAAGUCACUGUCUCAAGAUCCUCUUGGGUACAACGUGGCUGAUGAGGAAACAGAGUGGCUCCAGUCCUUUCUCCUUCUCUUAUUCCGCUCUCUGAAGAAGCAUCCUCCCUUGUUCCUGGACACAGUGAAGAACUUCUGCGAUAUCUUGAACCCCUUGGACCAGUUGGGGAUCUAUAAGUCCAAUCCUGGCCUUAUUGGACUUGGAGGUCUUGUGUCUUCCAUAGCAGGCAUCAUCAUAGUGGCAUAUCCUCAGAUGAGGCUGAAGAUGCACUGAAGUGGUUUCAGACUGAAGAGACAGCAUCCUUAGGAUGGACAUUUUUGUGAGCCACAGACCAUGCUAUACUGAGCAUAGAGACUCGUUCACGGGAGCAUUUCAUGACCAGCGAUGUGAGCAGAGGUGGGGCCAAGAAUGGAGAACAGGAGUGCCUGAAAAUUUGUGUUUUUUAGAGAGAUGGAGUGACUUCUGCAUUUCUGAGUAUUUUCUUUUCAUCUAACACUUAAUCGAGCAUCUGAUAUGCUCGUAGUGGGAGCUUACUAUUUGCUGAGUAGGUGAAAAUUGAAAAAGGCCCAAACAAUUGAACAUUAAUAUACAGUGACCUUUUGGUUGUGUGCCUCACUCACUACUGUAGGUCUGAUAUCCAGCCCUCUCUCAGACCUAGUAGAGGCCUCUCAUUCCUCUGACCAGAUACCAACCCCAGCUCUUGCCUCCCCCCACUUCUCCAUAGAGGCCCAUGCCAAGGCACAGGGGAGCUAGGCUUAUGUCCUUUUAUCCUGUCAUUUCUUUGUCCGGAAGUAGAAUCAGAAAUGCAUCAGGUCCCUUCAUGGUGUAAAUGAUGACUGGGUGGUGCAGUGAGUAAGCAGAAAUCAGAAGCACAUGGAAAGGACUAGAGUACCCGUAAUAUGGGAGGUCACAACAGGUGCUUGUGGGUAGCCUGUGACAGGUGGAUGAAACAGGUUAAAAAAACAGGCCAGCAUCUCAUUCCUCUCACUCCCAAUCCAUUGUUCUUUCCAAAAUAGUUUGUUGCCUUCCUGAUUGAGUGGAAGUGUGAGACUCCAGAAUCCUGUGUGAAAAGCCUUUUUUUAGAACUUUGUUAGUGGUUUAUAUAAAAAAAACUAUCUAGAUUUAGCAACUAGAUUUUUUAUUUAAAGCCAUAUAACAGUUUGGGUACUUAUACAUUAAUUUUCAUCAAAAUUCAUGCAGUUAAGAAAUUUCACGAAUACUCUGAAUGAAGGAGCAUCACAAUUUUCUGUGAUAAAUCAGGCUUCAUAUGUGUGGGGUGGUUGGGGGAGUGGAAAGAGCAAUAAGGGGCUACUGAGAAGACCAUUUAUUCAUGGUCCUCCUUCCCAUCUUGGGUGUUGAGUUCUUAUUUGUGAUUGCAGAUCCUCCAAUUGGAGGGCAGUGAUAUAGAAAAAUAGGAUGUUGUCAGGUAGGAAGCCAAUAUCAGUCCUAUCAGUAAAGCCAUUUCACUUACCUGAAGGGAAAUGAGAAGAGAAAUGCCACUAAAUAAAUUUCCCGUAAAUGUGAAUGAGAUUCUUAAGAAGUAGACUUAGGUCCUUGGCUCUCUUAUUUUUAAAGUGAUUAGUCAAGAUAACGAGAUUUGAGGAAACACUUGGGGAAUUUUAAGAGGAAUGAAAGCUGCUAGGUCAGGGCAAGUAAAAAGUUUUAAGCAAUUAAAUAUUACUUUGUCCAGAUCCUUUACUAUCAAAGGUUAAUUAUGUCUAAUAAAUUUCUAGACAAAAGACA